GCUGAUCACUUACAAUCUGACAACCCUUCCAGUUUUCCUCAGAGCAAUUCCUCUCUCCACAGAAGACCAGAGUAACCCCUUUAAAAACAUCAAGCUCAGAUAAACUGGAUUAUACCCAGCUCGCAGGAUUAGAUUGUAGUUCUUUUACCAUUCUCCACCUUACUGUGGGCAGGGAAAGGUGAAAUCACACUCUUUAAUAAAUUGGAAGGGGAAUAUCCAGUUGCAAUCCAAGAAUUUAUUUGAUUUUUUUCCAAAGGAAUUGUGUGUGAGCAUGACUGCUGGAUGAGGAAAAUAUCCAAGGCAAGAGUGAGUAUUACCUAAAGGAAAAUGUGGCUGGAAUCUGGACACAGUUUUGCAUCUUGAUCUGAUUGCUGAACUGAAAUAUUUCAUCAGCUUUAAUGAUGGAGAGAAAUUGGAUCAUACAUUUGCUGCUCCUCUUAUCAGUUACUAUGUUUUUUGCCGUUGCUAUACCAAAGGAGAAGUCUUGGAAUGUGACAGAAGACAUCAUUCAAUUGAGUGUGACUAGGAAUAAAAUAAUGACAGCACAGUAUGAAUGCUAUCAGAAAAUUAUGCAAGAGCCUAUUCACAGUAAAGAAGGUUCUUACUGCAACAGAACAUGGGACGGUUGGUUGUGUUGGAAUGAUAUUGCAGCAGGAUCUGUAUCAGUACAACGUUGUCCUGACUACUUUCAGGACUUUAACCCAUCAGAAAAAGCGACAAAGAUUUGUGACCAAAAUGGAAACUGGUUUAGACACCCUGAAAGCAACAGAACGUGGACAAAUUACACUCAGUGUAAUCUCCUUACGCAUGAAAAAGUAAAGACCGCAGUGAAUUUGUUCUAUCUGGCCAUCAUUGGGCACAGUCUUUCGAUUAUAUCACUCUUGAUUUCCCUUGGCAUAUUCUUUUAUUUUAAGAGCUUGAGUUGCCAAAGGAUCACCCUACACAAAAAUCUGUUUUUCUCUUUUACUUGUAACUCCAUCACUACAAUAAUUUGGCUGACAGCGGUUGCCAACAACCAGCCGUUAGUUGCAACUAAUCCAGUGAGUUGCAAAAUAUCUCAAUUCAUUUACCUUUAUUUAAUGGGUUGCAAUUACUUCUGGAUGCUCUGUGAAGGCAUUUACUUGCAUACUCUCAUUGUGGUAGCCGUCUUUGCAGAGAAACAACACUUGAUGUGGUAUUAUCUUCUCGGCUGGGGAUUCCCUUUGGUCCCUGCCUGCAUACACGCAGUAGCUAGAAGUUUGUAUUUCAAUGACAACUGCUGGAUCAGUUCUGAAACUCAUCUUCUGUACAUUAUCCAUGGUCCUAUUUGUGCUGCUUUAUUGGUGAAUCUCUUUUUCCUAUUGAAUAUUGUUCGAGUUCUCAUAACGAAGCUCAAAGUCACACACCAGGCAGAAUCCAAUCUAUAUAUGAAAGCUGUGAGAGCUACACUCAUUCUAGUGCCGCUUCUUGGCAUUGAAUUUGUGCUGAUUCCAUGGCGACCAGAAGGCCUAAUUGCUGAAGAAAUAUAUGACUAUGUGAUGCAUAUCCUUAUGCAUUACCAGGGUCUGUUGGUGGCUACAAUUUUCUGCUUUUUCAAUGGAGAGGUCCAAGCUGUUUUGAGAAGGCACUGGAAUCAGUACAAAAUCCAGUUUGAGCACAGCUUUACCCACUCAGAUACUAUACGCACAGCUUCCUACACGGUAUCCUCCAUCAGUGAUGUUCAGGGCUAUAGCUACAAUCAUGAUUUCACCAGUGAACAUUUAAAUGGGAAAAGCUACCAUGACAUGGAGCAUGUUGUUUUAAAAACUGAGAAGUUGUACGGUUGAUGUCAGAAGACUGUUGCCAGCAUUCGAGUCCUCAUAGUUCAUGAACUUGAAGUUUGAUUUAAUGACUUCUUGGCCAGAAGAUUUUUACCUGACUUGGGACGUGUUUUUUCCUGAAUGAUGCAAACUUAAGACAGUGUAUUUCUCAUGUGUAUAUAAAUAUGCAUAUGUGCAUGUGGCUACAGUAUGCACACCUACACAUAUAUAUGUUCAUACAUAGAUAUAAGUACAUAUAUAAAGCUACAGACUGUGCCUCUUCAGUUUCUACUGUGUAGACCAAGUUGGCAAUUAUUUUGUAUGAAGGGAAUCAAUGAAGGAUUUCUUAAUUUCUUGUAAGUUUGUGUAAAGACUGUAUUGUAUUGAAGGCCAUUUCAUUUGCCUGCAAGAACUGAUCUUGUAAAUACUGUAUUAAUCAUAAUGCAUUUUAUAAAUUCAGCCAGUACACACAACCUCAGUAAAUGGGUAAGCUCGAACUCUGUCAAGAAAGACAGUUGAAUAUAAUGGAGAUUGACCUGUUGAUAAUUAUCUGGCUCUUUUAAACCAGCGAUAUUAUAAAGGCGCCCAGAUGCCAAUUCCCCAAAUCUGAGGUAUGAAACUCCAGCUGUGCAAUGUAUAAUUUUACAUGAGGUUUUUGGUUAUUUAACUAUUCAAAGAGUCCAACGUUGCUACUGAUGAAGGGCAGUUUCCUAUUGACUUUAAUGGGAGCAGGACCAGUGAGGGCCUGAUCUGAAAAAGCUGAUAAGCCCAUGCUUAUAUUUGACUUUUAUGACAUUUAAACUAGUGGUUAAGCUCUUUAUUAAAAGUUGGGCAGGAUUUCUGGAGCAAGAUUGCAUACAUGUAAGGAAAAUUAUUUUCCUUGCCACAUGCCAAUACUUAGCUUCUUAGGUAUCAAUCGGGCAGGACAAACCCUGUUGAUACUGUGGGAGGUUUGUCUCAGAAAGACAAGCAAGCUUGCAUGACAUUCAAGUAAAUUUUAUCUUAGAGACAGCUUCUUGGGCCUAGCAUAAUAAGAAAGGGUGGUUUGGGAUAUUUUCCAAUGGUUUUUCCAAUUCUGUCUUCUGAACAUCUUCUGGAGCCUUUCUACGAUUCCUUGUCUUGGGAAAUUCGGGAUUAUUUUGCAGUGCUUGAGUGAACAAGGCUUGAAUCAGUUUUCCUUUCUCACAUCAAGUGAUUAGGCUUUUCUAUGGAUUGUGAAUAAGGGUUCAAGAACAGGGGUCAUAGUAAACAAUUGAUAAAAGGGUUGGUAAGGUCUUAAGAGAACUAUGUCUUUAAAUACAGCAUUUUAUGUGUUUUUAUAAAUACGCUAUGAUUUAUACAAAUAGUGUAUUUUCAAUACAACUGAAGAAAACUAAAAGGGGGAUGAUUGAUAAGCAGUUCUCAGAAAGUCUUAUUCAGAUGUAUUUUUUAAAGGAUGAGUAAAGUGAAAUUUACAGAAAUGGAUAGAAAGGUACUGCUGCUGAUGGUAGAUUAUUGCCACGCAAAAAUAUUUCUGCUUUAUUAAAGCAAACACCAGGGGAUUAAAAAUACUUUCCCAGAACACCUCAGUUUUAAAGGCUUAUUACUGAAUGUGAAAAAAAAUCAGUUUAGUCUUUCAGGUUGAUGUCAUUACCCUUCUAAUAACUUCAGUGGACAGCUAAUUAGCCAGCCAUCAAAGGGCUUGUCAGUUUGAGAUUUCAUAAGAAUGUGAAUAGUUUUUGUCUGAAUCACAGUUGUUUGCAACUUUGGUUUUUAAAACUUCCAGUGGCUGGUGAUUGAAUUUAAAAGGAAAUCAUUAGUUGGUGGAUUAAUAUUACUCAUAAUAAGAUAGAAUCUCAUUUGCCCAGAUCAAGAAGUCUCUGCUGAUAAUGACAGUUUGACAAAAGAAUGUCUGAGCAUCAGCCAGAUGUUGUGCUUACCCCAGUGCCAGAAA
Molecule: messenger RNA, 3711 nt
Organism: Pelodiscus sinensis (Chinese soft-shelled turtle)
Lineage: Eukaryota; Metazoa; Chordata; Testudines; Trionychidae
Gene: CALCRL
Product: calcitonin receptor like receptor
Biological process (GO): angiogenesis; cell surface receptor signaling pathway; adenylate cyclase-activating G protein-coupled receptor signaling pathway
Cellular component (GO): plasma membrane
Molecular function (GO): calcitonin receptor activity; adrenomedullin receptor activity; calcitonin gene-related peptide receptor activity
Source: RefSeq, a predicted model, not a curated record